Messenger RNA from Eublepharis macularius, 743 nucleotides. RefSeq names its product mitochondrial ribosomal protein L55 (gene MRPL55). Gene Ontology annotation, cellular component: mitochondrial large ribosomal subunit. Lineage: Eukaryota; Metazoa; Chordata; Lepidosauria; Squamata; Eublepharidae. The coding region runs from base 258 to 632 and encodes 124 amino acids. The record is from RefSeq and is a predicted model, not a curated record. The transcript is spliced from 4 exons. Gene Ontology annotation, biological process: translation. Gene Ontology annotation, molecular function: structural constituent of ribosome.
GGAUCUUAAGGGGGGGUCAGUUGUAGGUCAAACCAAUCUUGGGUUUGAGUGUAUGAAGAGAAGGAGGCAGGCCAAGAGAGGGAGCGAACCAUUUGUUACAGAGGAGGGUACUGUAACGCUUGGCUGCAGCUCUCGAUCAUGAUACCCUAAGACCUUUGUGGUUGUUGCCCAUCCUAGAGGCUGUGUCUGGUGCACAAGAAGCGUGCCAGAGAGUAACCUGACUUUGCUUAGCUUCAGCAGUUGUAUCUAAGAUCAGAAUGAUGAACAUAACCAGGACUUUAAGGGUCUUCCAGCCGGAGGCUCUCUUUAGGAGCCUAGCGAGGCCUUGUGGCCUCCACACCUCUACCAGCCAGCUCAACUCCAAUCGAACCUCCAUUGCUUGUAUCCCGAGGCAGAAAUAUGCCAAGGUCUAUCCAGUCCUGUUGGUUAGACCUGAUGGCUCAACAUUCCAUAUUCGCUACAAAGAACCAAGGCGGAUUCUUAUGAUGCCAGUAGACAUCAACACACUUCCAGAAGCCGAAAGGAGGGCCCGACUGCGGAGAAGGACUGCCGGCAAGGUUAAAACGAAAGAAGUUCAGUUUGAAGACGACUUUAAUUUGGAUGACUACAGGAAAUUUUGGAAGAAGAAAUAAGGCUUCUUUGGGGAGGUUUUUAGAGCAGGAAUUUUGUGCGACGCUUCCAGCGGCAUCAGGUUGUUGCAAGACUUAUGUUUGACGUACAAGUAAAGAGAUUUUUUCCAUUUC